Debaryomyces fabryi is the source of this 549-nucleotide messenger RNA. RefSeq names its product YbhB/YbcL family Raf kinase inhibitor-like protein. The transcript has a single exon. Lineage: Eukaryota; Fungi; Ascomycota; Pichiomycetes; Serinales; Debaryomycetaceae. The record is from RefSeq and is a predicted model, not a curated record. The coding region runs from base 1 to 549 and encodes 182 amino acids.
AUGUUCACAAAGAAGAGCAUGUUUUCUGACAUUCCUUGUGCAAUUGAGAUAGAAUGUACGGAUACAAGCAUGCCAAAUAGGCUUGAUCUGAAACACGAACUUCUAAAAGAUAAUCAAUUUCCUUGCAUUUCUUGGAAUGUCGGAGAAAAUUUAGUAAAAGAUAUUAAGACUUUUGCAGUGGUCGUGCAAGAUAUUGACUUGCCUCUACCAUUUGCGGCUCUUCAUGGAUGUUUCUUCAAUAUUUCAGAACAAAAGCGAAGUUUCACUCAAGACGAUGUAGAGGCUAUUCGAAAAAAUGCAUCGUCAGUAAAUUAUAUUAAGAAUAUUCUAGGUACAGUUUAUGAUGGACCACGUCCUCUUUUGGAUCAUGGUGAUCAUCGCUACGUUUAUCAGGUGAUUGGUUUAAAAAGUACCCUUGAUGUACCAAGUGAAGCCAAGUUUGAACAAUUCGAAAAUUCGUUCCUGGAACACAUUGUGGCCUAUGGUACAUGGACUGGCGCGUACAAACGAGAUUUUUACUUUCAGAAUAAUUCUAAAGACUAUUCUUAA